CAAAAACGGAACGCGAGUGGCCAAGUGCCGCCCUGUCACAACACAUCAGCAUGCUGCCUCUUGACCGUCAUAAGUACACCACUGACGUCACAUCUAGGCCAAACAAACACAACAUCUGCUAGCCCCCGUUCGUCGGUAUUCAGUGCCAGCGAGCCCGUUGCAACUUGAUUAAGCCCUGAAACACCAGAAAUGCCAUCAGGAGCCCCCUGUAUUUUGUUAUGGAGCUAGCGGCCAUGUCCAGCAAUACAACGCAGCAUGGGGCCGUGAAGAGGCCAGGCGUAGCUGGAGUAGCGGUCGCGGAGCGCGGCUCCAAAACAUCUAUCGGGAGCUACGCCAGCAAGUAUGGAGGCCGCGUCAGCCAAGCCUCCAGCAAGGCCUCGAGUGUCAAGCAGGCGCUUGACCCUGAGCCGGCUGCCUGGGCGGGUGAGGAAACCUCCGCCCCUGCGGAUCCGGCAGCUGCGAACGAGUCAGCGACUGGUGUCAGCACCACUCGUAGCUCUCAGAAAUCUGCAGCGGCGAGCAGAAUGCAUAGCAAGCUGGAGUUGACCCUGCCAAACCCGGAUGAGCAGCGGGAAGACCAGGAGAACGUGGUUCCAAGGACUCCCAACACGCCGCAGACGUCGACCAGCACCCUGGGGCGAAUGGCAGGUGCUGCCUCCGCCGCCUCGCCGCUGGCUGUCAUGGCAGGCAGGGGCUCUUCUUCCGCGCUUGCCCCAGUGCUGGUACAUGCUCCCGUCGUGGCGCCUGUGGCAGCACCCGCAUCUAUGGCGGAGGUUGUUGCACCAGUCCGGAGGCAUGCUGGGGCUCCCAUCACGGGAGCUACGCUGGUACGGGAGCUGGUGCAGGCCUCAGGCACCGGAAUUAGCGACGCUCUGAACCUGAGCGCCAAAGCGCUCAAGGGUCAGGCGAAGACGACCAAUUCCUGGCGCACACGGAGCUACAAUAAGAACAUGGAGAGUGAGGUGACGCUUAAGCUGAAGCUGAAGACGUACAUCAGCGUGGCAAUCCAGGUGGUGUUCAAGGACAGCCUGACGGCGCCGCAGUCAGUGCGCAUCGCGCAUUCGGGCACGCAAACCGGGCCGUACAAACCCGUUGGCGGGGCUGACGUGACGCUUGGGUGUCCCGGCAGCAGUGCCAGCGACGGGCGACUGAGGCAGACGUUCCUGGUUGGCGGCACCGGUGCACCAGUGCAGCAGUACCUGCGCAUUACGUUCGUGGGGCACGCGGUCAACAACACGUCAGGCGCGCACGACGUGAAGUCGCUGGACGUGCUUCCGGCGCCGGCAAGCGGGCCUUCGCCCGCACCCGCGCCGGCAGGCCUGGCCCUUCCAGCUCAGGCGCCAUCGCUGCCUGCUGCGCCCGCAGCGGCCGCGCCGCCCAGCUCCCGCCCAGGCCCGCCGCCGGCGCUGAUCAUCCCGCAGGGUCCGGCCGUCAACCCGCGCAUCACCUCGCCGCUGGUGUCGCCGCUGAACCAGCCCGCCAUCCUCAACCAGCGCUACACCAGCCCAGCCGUGGCGGCCAAGCAGCUGCCGGCGCGGCCGCCGCGCUACGACGAGCAGCAGGCGUCCUCGUUCGCCACGGACGCCAGCCGUAGCCGACCCGAGCCCCGCGACACUGCCAGCUCGCGCGCCGGUGCCGCUGGCACCGCCGCACUCCAGCAGCUUGACUCGCAGCACCAGUACGGCGUGGCUCACUUCCAGGCACACUUGCACCAGCCGCUGGCGAGCCUGCGCGGGCAGAGCUUCCCAGCCCCCACGAGCGGGCCGGCGGCACGUGCUCCUCGCGUUCCUGCGGACGCCUCCUCGCGCUCGCUCAUCGCCGCGGCAACUUCAUCCGCCGCCCUCACGCAGCAUACCGGCGGUGUUGUGAUGCCGGCACCAUCAACGGCACCAGGCCGCGCCGGCAUCGCUGCCGGCUCUUCACUCAAAGCCAUGGGCUCGGGAGCGGCGGCGGCGGGCGCCAGCGGAAAGGAAGAGGGGAUGGCGCCAGCUGCCGGCAGCACCGGCUCGGCCGCUGGCAGUGGCAGCAGCCGGCCCGGAGUAGGCGUGGGCGUGGGGCGGAGCGGGGCCCGCUCCAGCCGCGCGCGCGCCUCCAACUGCCGCUUCAUGCCGCUGCACACACCCAUUCCCGAGGUGCCUGAGAGCAACCUGAACACGCCGCUGGACGGCUUGGAGCCUGCGACGGUGCGGCCCAUCCUGCCGCGCGCCCGCCUGAUCGAGCUCGCGCCGGACACCUGCGAUUCCGCGGCCCACGGCGCCAGCGCCAGUUGCGGCAUCGCGACCCCAGCAGCGCAUGGAGACGCCGCCGGCGCUGGCGCCACUGCCACUGUGCCGGAUGACGAGGUCAGCCCGCUGCGGCUGAUGCCGUCGCUGCACGGCACGAGCAGCCUGGGCGGCAGUGCCGGCGGUGGCAGCGGCAGCCUGCACACGUCGUUCUCGCUGGCGGCGGUGGCGAGCCACACGUGCGGCAGCCGCACCGUGGACUACGACCUCGACGACGACGAAGUGGAGCGCGGCAGCAGCCCCGGGGGGGACAGUGUCGCUGGCGGGUUGGAUGAGGAGGGGGAGGAGGACGCGGAGGAGGGCGGGGAUGAGACUGGCAGGGCGGGAACUGAGGAGGGUGGUGUGAAGAGGCUCUGGCAGCGGGAAGAGGGCAUGGAGGCUGAGACGGAGGAGCCGGCGCGCGAGCCGAGCUUCUCUGGGAGGGUCAGCGGCGGCGCUGCCGGCGCCGCAGUGCCGCCGGUGGCUGCAAGCAACAGUUUCCGCAGCAGCCACUCCGCGAGCUACGGCGCGCCGGCCGCGCCUGCGGCAGCGCCGCCUGCCGCUGUGGCCGGCGCCAUCGCUGCCGAGCGCAGCCCAGUGGACGAGGCCGUGGCGCGCAACGCCCGCCAGUCACUGAUCACGCUGAUGGGGCUGGGCGACACGCCCAACUCGGAGCGCACCCGCACCCGGCUGAACUCGCUACACCUGCCGGACGCCAUGCGCGAGUAUGAGGCCAGCCGCGCCGCGGCCUCCACAGGCGGCGUGGCGGCCUCGGCCUCGGUCUCGGCCGAGGCCCAGCCCCCCAGCAUCAUCGGCAGCGCCGCCGCCGCCGCCGCCGCGGUCCGCAACAGCCUGGCCGCGUCCAGCAGCUCAUCGCUUCCGCCGGCAGUAGCGGAGGCCGUGGCGGCGCUAGGGAAUGUGGCGGCGCCGCGGGCUGCGCCUCCACCGCCGCCGCCCGGCCCGCCUCCUCCUCCGCCGCCUCUGGUGAUGGUGCAGUCGUCGCUGCCGCCUCCGCCACCGCCCCCGGGGCCUCCACCGCCUCCGCUACCAGUCGUGAUGGCUAACGGUACGCGCUCAGCCGGUGCACCGCCCCCACCACCUCCGGGCCCGCCACCGCCGCCGCCACCUGUGGUCGUGUCAGCGGGACCGUCAGCCUCGGCACCACCCCCGCCGCCCCCGGGGCCGCCGCCGCCGCCGCCGUUUGGUGUGGCGGCUCGGCCGGCGUCUGUGUUCUCGCCACCGCCGCCGCCUGGGCCUCCGCCUCCACCACCAAUCGCGGUGGCGACGCGAGCCGGGGCGCCCCCACCUCCCCCGCCACCGGGUCCCCCACCGCCACCGGCGGUUGGACCGGCAUCGCGGAGCGGCGCGCCGCCGCCGCCGCCCCCGGGCCCGCCGCCGCCCCCGGUGCUGCGCACGCCCAUCCUGCCUCCGCGGACCGCGGCCGAGUGGGAGGUAGCCGGCCUGGACGGCAAGCCGUCGCCGCUGCUCACACCGGCAUCCUCAGGCUCCAAGGCGCCUCCACCUCCACCCCCAGGCCCACCACCGCCACCAGGCGUGGCCCGCGGAGCGCCUCCGCCGCCUCCGCCUCCGCCUCCUCCCCCUCCGGUUAUGAGGGCAGCCGGCGGCGCGCCGCCGCCGCCCCCACCUCCGCCUCCCGGUGCCGCAGGGCGCGGCCCGCAGCCUGCGGCCGCAGCCGCCGCUUCAGGCGCCAUCACGCCGGAGCCGGCCGCCAAGCCCAGCAAGCCCACCAGCAAGCUGCACUGGAAGAAGCUGCCGCAGUACGCGGCCAAGAACAGCGUGUGGACGGAGAUCACGCCCGUCAAGGUGGAUGUGGACUACGAAACGCUGGAAAACGACUUCGCGGUGUUGACGCAGCCCGCGCGCUCCAAGGGUGGCGUGGGCAGCCUGAAGCGCUCCGCGCCCACCGUCACCAUCAUUGACGGCAAGCGCGCGCAGAACAUAGCCAUCCGGCUGUCCAAGUUUAAGGGCGACUCGCACGCGCAGCUGGUGGCGCGGCUGGUGCGCAUGACCACUACGGGCGAGAUUGACAUGGACGAGGAGAUGCUGGAGACGGUGGUGGGCACCUUCCCCAGCGAUGAGGACCGCAAGCAGCUGCAGGCGUACAGCGGCGGCCGCACGGGCAUCAGUGAGGCCGACAACUACCUACUGGAGCUGCUGCCGGUGGUGGACGACCUGGCUCCCAAGAUGCAGCUGUGCAUGGGCAUGGUGUCCAUGCCGCGCACGCUCGCAAGCGCCAAGGAGAACGUGGCGGUGGUCGCGCGCGCCUGCGACGAGGUGCGCAGCAGCAGCCUCAUGCGGCACCUGCUCAAGCUGGCGCUGGAGAUCGGCAACUUCCUCAACGCCAGCUCGCCGCAGGGCGCGGCCGUGGGCUUCAAUCUGGAGACCCUCUCCAAGCUGCGCGACGUCAAGUCCUCCUCCAACCCCGCCCAGACGCUGCUGCACUUCAUCGCGCGGCAGCAGAUGCGGCAGUGCCCGGAUGAGUCGCUGGCGGAGCAGCUGGCCGCCUGCGCACCCGCCAGCCGCCUCAACUGGCCCAAGACGAUGGAGGACCUGCGCACCAUGCGCGCCAAGCUGAACGAGCUGUCUGCCAAGCUGCCGCCCGUAGAGGCCGCCGCCACCGCCACGCCCUUCCAGGCCGCAGCGCGCACGUUCAUAGACGGUACACUGGCGGAGCUGGACGCGGCGGAGGCCGAUGCGCGGGAGGCGCAGCGCGCCUUUGAGCAGCUGCGCUCCUACCUGAACGGCACCGGCGACAAGAGCGACAUGAAGGACUUUUUCGGCAUCCUCACGCGCUUUGCCACCGACCUGGCCAAGGCGCACACCGAAAACAAGGAGAUGGACACGCGGGCUGCCCGGCAGAAGCUGGCUGCGGAGCAGCGGACACCGGUGGCGCCGCGUCGUGGGCUGGCCGGCCGGGUGGCUCCCGCCAGCGACCCUGGGCCCAAGGACCGCGUGCUCAACACCAUCCGUGCCUUCGGUCGGCUGCGCCCCGCGGAGCGCAAAGCGUUGCUCACUGAGAAGGGCGCGCGCGAGCGCAUGCGCCAGGAGAACAUCACCGUGCGCCAGAGCAUCGCCCACCUGCCGCCCAAGCCACUGCACGGGGCUACAACGGGCUCAAAGGCGAUGCGCGCCUCGGUGAUUGGCACCAGCAUCCUGUCGUCCCGUGCCGCUGCGCCGUCGCCGGCAUCAGCCGCCGCCUCUGGCGCCACCGCCGCUGCUGCCAGCGCCCUCCGCCGCAGCGUCAUCGCGGCCUCUGGCGCCACCGCCGCUACUGCCAGCGCUCUCCGCCGCAGCGUCGUCAUCGCCUCUGGUGCCACUGGCGGCAAUGCGCUCCGCCGCAGCGUCGCUGCUGCCGGCGCUGCUGCGGGCGCUGCCGGUCUCCGCCGCAGCAUGGCGGCUGGUGCCGCCUCGGUCAGCGCUCUGCGCCGCAGCAUGGCCACGAUGCCCAAGAAGGCUGUAGCGGCUGCUGCUGCUGAGGGCGCGGCUGACGCUGAGCCCGAGCCUGCCGUGGUGGGCGGACUGCUGGAACAGUUCAGCCGCGAGGCGCUGCUGCGCCUCAGCAUGCCCACCGAGCUGCUGCAAGCCGCCAUGAAGCAAGCCCGCGAGUCAGCCAGCGCCGGUGGCUGCGUUGCCGCAGUCGGAGCCGUUGGAGGCGUAGCCCGGAGCAUGGUCAUUGUGGGCGGGCGGCGCGGCAGUGGUGGUGGCGCGGGCGGACGGAGCCCCUCGGCAGGCAGCGGCAUGGCGGGUCCGGCGGUGGGGAUUGAGCGCAUUGACGAGGAGAGCCCAGCCAUGCUUGGGGCUGAGCGCGACGCGGCGGCGGGCGGAUCACCCUCCUCCCAGGCGCCCCGCCAGUCGCCCUUCACGCGGCACCAGCGCUCCCGCUCCCACAUCCCGCAGGGCGCCGGCAGCCGGCCCCCUCCCCUGGACCUGUCCAAAUUGCGCAUGAGCAUGACCUCAGCCGGCGGAGCCGGCGGCGACCCUGCCAGCACCCGCCGCGUUGGGGUGCGGCUCUCCACGGCGCGCCAGACUCCCCGCAUCCGCACGCUGCUGACGCCCAAGCUGCGUCCGACGCGCACGCCGCGGCUGCCCAACAGCAACGGGCGCGGCGGCAACAGCACGCUGCCGCAUUGCAUGGCCAGCACACCGCUGCUGGACCAGUGGGCGGCGGCGGCGGGGCGCCGUGCGGAGUGGCUGGAGGACGCGGACACUGACGCCGAUGAGCAGGGGAUGCUGUCGGAGCGGCCCACGCUGCCUCCUCUUGACGAGGUCAUGUCGCCCUCGCCCGAGCUGCCGGUGCGCCAGCUGGCGCGCAUGCUGCACUCGGACGAGCCUGAUGAGGCGCGGGAGGCAGCAGCCGCGGCCGUGGCGACCAGCAGCACCACCGCAGCUCCCGGCGAGGAGGGCGGCAUGGCCCUGCUGUGCUCUGCCAGCAGCCUGAAGGCCGGCAUUGCUGAGCUGCCAGCCGCCACCUCGAAGCCGGCAGAGCAAGCGGCUGGCAUGCCGCCGCUGGGCGCCUCAGAGUCUCCGGAGCCGGCUGCCGUGCAGCAGGGCCGCGGCGCCAGCUCCAUCAGCAUCAGCGCAGGGCGGUCGGCUGCGCCGGCGGCAAGCUCUCAGGUGCCGUUCAACCUGCGCGCGUCCAUGAAGCAGAUUGCCACGGACGCGGCCGCGGUGGCCGCUCGCCGCCGCUCGUCAGGGGGCGGCUCACUGGUGGCGCGCGGAACGGGGGCGUCCCCGGCCGCGUCAAGAGCCAGCGUGGCGCCUGCACCCGCUACUGCCAGCGCAGCGCACCCCGCGGCCACACGGGGCACCAAGGCUAGGCCCACCACAAGCACCUCGCCCGCAACCGCAAUGGCCCGGCUCGGCAGCGGUGGCCGCGCAGUUGCGCCGUCGCCGUCCACCGCGGCUGUGCGAUGGGUAUCAGGAAACAGCAGCGCCACGCCCACCAUGCAGAAAUCGCAGGCUAGCCGGCUGAGGCGCUGCCCGUCGCGCACGACCAACUCUGCCCCUGCUUUGCCUGCGUCCACGCACCAUGGGACAGCUGGCCAGACCUGCCAGGCCGCAGCCGCGGAGGCGCCGCCCACCCCUGCCUCGUGCCCCAGCCGAUCUCCCUCAGCCGCCGCUCCCGCUGACGCCGUCACGCCGGUUCAGCAGCGCAAGCCGCCGGCCGGCAGCAGCAGCGUGGUCAGCCUGGGCCAGAAGCGCUCGCGUUCCUCGGACAUGUUCAGCAUCCCGCUGCCCUCCAUCGUGGACGGCAACAACCACCCCGCCCUCACCAGUGCCAGCAAGCGCGCGACCGCGGCUGACCGCAGCGUGCUGCUACCGCAGGGCCCCUUCGACUUCCCGCCCCCGCCCCAGCGGCCCUACGAGCCGCACAACGACGCGCCGCCGGCGUCGUCCUCCAACCCCACCGUCACGCCCACAGGCACGCCCGCCAAGGACGCGCAAGCACCGGCGGUGGUGUUGCAGGGCAGCGAUCUAUCAGAGCUCAGCAGCAGCGGCGAGGGCGCCCCGGCUCGGGCCGGUGAUGGGGGUGGGUCAUCGGCCUCCGCGUCUGGGGCAACACUGGGGGGUAGCUGCGGCGCGGCCUUGCAGGCAGGGCAGAGCCGCGGCAGUGGGCCGACCAGCUCUGGCACAGGCGCGCAGGCUGUUGCUGGUCGCAGGCCCGACGGGCAUGGGGUGCGCAGCAGUGCCGCUUCGGUCAGCUCCGGGCCAGCCGGUGUCGGCCCAGGCUCAGCCAGCACGAGCAUCGACCGUACGCCUGGCGGCUCGUACGGCAGCCGCGCUCACCACCAACACGGCACCCAACACUCAAGCAAGCAAUGGCAGCCAGCACACGGGCAGCAGCAACGCAGCAGUGGCGGUGGUGGUGGCAGCAGCAGCAACCGGCCAAGCGGCAGCGGCGGGGGCGCCGGUGGCAGCGGCAGCGGGCAGCAGCUAGUGUCCGGGGUUGCCUCCGGCCAGCCAGCUAACGUGGGGCCGCUCGAGCACUUCCGCAGCGGCCGCCACAACCCCACCACGGCAGUGCUACUGGGCUACAUGCCUGAGGAUUUUAUGCCACUGCAGGCUCAGUUGCAAAGCCGCGCCACGCGGCAGCAACAGCAGUCACAACAGGGCACGGGCACGGCGGCAGCAGGCUCGGCGGGGAGCAGCGGGCGGCGCCCUGGCGUCUCGGGCACUGCUGGCGCCGUGGCAAGUCCUAGCGGAGCGGUGUCAGCUGGGUCGCAGCGCGGGCGCGUGGCGGCACCGGUUGCAUCUCGCACGCUCAGAACAGCAGGGACAAGUGGCAGCAGCGGGGGCAGCGAUGGCAACGCGGGCAGGCGCAGCUCUACAGGGGCGCAACCUGUGGCGCUGCGAGCGGGUGGCUCGUCCAACGGUGGUGCCUCAAGAGGCGGGACGCUGCAGGCAUGGGCCGAGGAGCCGGCGGAGGAGCUCGAGCCCAUGAGCUCCCCAGCGGCGGCCUCAGUCCCCUCGGAUCCCCCGGUCGCGCAGCUCAUUACGCCGCUUCGAGAGAUCAACAGCGCGUCGGCGGGCGGCAACGCGGGUGGGGCCAUCGGCCCAUUGCAGCGUGGGCUGAUGCGCACGGGAUCACACACCUCGCAACAAGAUGCCCAAGGACCUGGCACAGCAGCUGCGGGCCCGGCGACCGCAAUGCGCUUCAUGGGGCCGCUGGCGCACGCCCUCAUGAACAACCGCGCCCGCGGCGGGAGCUCCUGCCCCGCGCGCAGCAGCUGGGGCGAGGCGCCGGUGCCCGCCUCCCACUGCACCAGCGCCAUCGACUCAGCGGACUGGGCGGGCACAUUUCCCACCGCGGGUGCCGAGGGCGACGACACGCUUGGCGGCGACCAGCAGCGAGCCGCAGCGGCGGCGUUGGCCGCGUAUCGUGAAGGCGCUGGCGGCGUUGAUGCCGACAGCGCGGCCGACGCGGCUGCGCUGGGCUCCCACCAGCACCUGAGCAUGAGCACCGACUUCUACCGCACCAUGCAGCAGGGCGGCAUGCAGCUUCCGCUGCCCAGCACGCGGGAGGAGCUGCUAGCGGAGGCGGCCGGAGACGCCGCCAGCGGCGCGGCAGGCGGCAUGGCGGGAACGAGUGGGCGGGGGCUGGCGGCUGGCGAUAAGGCGGGCAGCAACAGCGGUGGUGCCGCGCACUUCACGUACACAGUGUCUGCAACAACGCCGCUGGUGGAGACGCUGCGGCCGUUGGGAAGUCGGCGGGGCGGCUCCGAGCCGGGUGCAGCAGGAGUCGUACAAGGGCACAGUGUGGAGGCGCGCCGUGCUACUGUGGGUGGCGGUAGCGGUGGGGGUGGCAGCGUGGCGGCAAGCUAUAGCAGAUCCUCAUUAGAGGCCGCUGGUCGGGCUGUGCCGGUGGCGUGGCCUGAGGAUGCGGGCGAGCGCGGUAUGCGGCUAUACGAGCGGUUGGGCGGAUGACGGAAGGGAAGGAAUAGGUGAUCAUCGCAGUAACAUACAUGCAGGAGCUUCAGUGCUAGGCUAAUACCGUAAGGUUGUGCUAGCUGCCGUGUUUAUGUGCUGCUGGUGAGUUGUGGCAGCUGUGAGAUAUGUUGAUUGGGUUGGGAUGGCCACGGGGAGCUGGGGCACUAUCACGUGUGCAUCCCUGGCAGGGGUCGUAUCUUGUUUUCGGGGUGAUGUCUGGUUCCAGACAAAAACGGCCGGAUGGCCGCCGUCUUUUGUCUGGGCACAAGGUGGUUUGGGGGCUUCUCCAUAGGAAUUCGGACAAAACCCGCCCCAAACCCGGGCCAACAAAGUCUCACCCCAGACAUCAGCCAAAAUGGCCGAUUAAUGUCUGGAGACAUUAAGAUAGGAGCCCUGAUCCCUGGGCAUUAUCAGACCAGAAAGGUACGAGGGCAGGCACGGUGUGAGGGAUACCGUAGUCUAGUGCGUGAUAAUGGGGUUGGUACCGGCGUGUACGGGUGUUGUGCGUGCCGCCACCGUCAGGAGAGCGCAGCGGCGUGCAAACCACACUGAUGGCGUGGGUGCUGGCACCUUCAUUGGUCGGACUUUCCCCUCUUGAAUGUCGCAUACAUACGGUAUUGAUGGCACCGGAACGUCCUUUCGAAGACAAAGCGGAGAAAGCCAGGGGCUAGGGGCAGGGAAUUCUUUUUCUGAGA
Molecule: messenger RNA, 10405 nt
Organism: Chlamydomonas reinhardtii
Lineage: Eukaryota; Viridiplantae; Chlorophyta; Chlorophyceae; Chlamydomonadales; Chlamydomonadaceae
Exons: 17
Coding region: 234-9707 (3157 amino acids)
Biological process (GO): actin filament polymerization
Cellular component (GO): cytoplasm; actin filament
Molecular function (GO): microtubule binding; actin binding
Source: RefSeq, a predicted model, not a curated record